AUGGUUACCAGCGACGGCGCCGGGGCCCGUGCAGCGGCAACAGGGAAAGUCCCAGGCGCGGCAUCCCCUAACGUCGACACGGAAUCGAGACACCCAUGGCACCCCAACUCGCAUAAAGUUGCUGCAACCCCUCAGGCUCCCACGAGGGCAGACCAAAAUGCAUAUGCGCUCGACCAUCUGCACUGUGACAUCAUGCCCAGAGACAGCGCUCGUGCGCUACUCUUGGGUGCUGCUUACUAUGGAGCUAGUCGCGGGUGGCUUGAUCGGUGCCGAUCCCUGCAUCCCACUUGUCAUGGGAUUGCGGGUUUUACAACAGUAUCACGGGGAUGCAUCGCGAGGAUAUGCAUUUACUUCUGCCACUAUGGAGUGGGCGGGGGGCGGGGCAGUGGUAGGCCUAAAGUGGACUUGGGGUCAGGCCCUGCUGCCGGGGCCAAUUGCGAGAGACAAGAGGCUAUGCGCUCCAAAACAGUUAUGAUUAGCGGCGGUAUCGGACGGCUUGAUUAUGCGUUCAUUUACUCCGGGUGCUUUGUCCGCCCGGGACGCUGGGACAUACCCUUGGUUUGGCGCAAGUGA
Molecule: messenger RNA, 573 nt
Organism: Penicillium chermesinum
Lineage: Eukaryota; Fungi; Ascomycota; Eurotiomycetes; Eurotiales; Aspergillaceae
Exons: 1
Coding region: 1-573 (190 amino acids)
Source: RefSeq, a predicted model, not a curated record